AGAGGCAGAGAGGGAGGGGCUACAGAUCACACGAGGAACACAGGAUGAGACAGCAAUACAGACGACAGUAACGGAGAAAGAGGAACAAGGGGAAAAAAGUUUGGUGAAGUAAGAGAUGUGAUGAGUCGGUCAAAGGGGCUGUAGUGUACAGUGAGAGAUUAGUGACAAGAAGUUAGAGAGUGUUUGUGAAUAGGUCUUUUGUCCCUUGAAUUUAGUUUUACUGCCAGUUUUGUAACAUUUUCCUGCACCAGUCACUAAGGCUGAUUCGGUCCAGGCUAGACCAGAGGGACAGAUUCCAGCUGACUUCUACUUUAAAUCCUAUCCAAAAAAGACAAGAGACCGUGAGUAAGUGUUAGGCAGUGUUUAAAAAAUGACCAAAAGGUCAGCAUCUACUCAAAAAGAUGGAGCAGUCGCGGUGAAUGGACACAAAGUUUGCCAAAAUGGGACUCAGUCAGAUCCCAGUGAGAAACCGCAGGACAAGGAUGACAGAAAGGUGGAACUAGGAAAGAAGGUGACCCUGCUCCGAGGGGUCUCCAUCAUCAUCGGCACCAUCAUCGGAGCCGGGAUCUUCAUUUCUCCAAAGGGCAUCCUGAAGCACUCCGGCAGUGUAGGAAUGUCACUGAUAGUGUGGAUCGCCUGCGGUGUGCUGUCACUCUUCGGAGCCCUGUCCUAUGCUGAGCUGGGGACUUGUAUUAAGAAGUCUGGUGGACAUUACACGUAUAUAAUGGAAGCCUUCGGACCUCAAAUGGCUUUCAUAAGGCUAUGGGUUGAUCUCAUUGCUAUAAGGCCUGCAGCGAUGGCAGUCAUCUCUCUGGCCUUUGGUCAGUACAUUCUGGAACCUCUGUUCAUGCCUUGUGUUAUCCCCCCUAUGGCUGUCAAACUGGCUACCGCCAUCGGCAUAACUUCUGUCAUGUACCUGAACAGUAUGAGUGUGACGUGGACAGCCAGGAUUCAAAUCUUCCUCACCUUCAGCAAGCUGCUGGCCAUCGCCAUCAUCAUAGUGCCUGGAAUGUACCAGCUCUUUAAAGGAGAGACCAAGAACUUUGAGAAUGCCUUUGACCUGAACAAUGUGAAGCUGUCUGGUAUGCCACUAGCUUUCUACUCUGGGAUGUAUGCAUAUGCUGGGUGGUUCUAUUUGAACUUUGUGACGGAGGAGGUGGAUAACCCUGAACGGACUGUCCCAUUAGCUAUCUGUAUCUCCAUGGCGAUAGUGACUUUCUGCUAUGUGCUGACCAACGUGGCGUACUACACUGUGAUGUCAGCAGAGGAGCUCCUGGCCUCGGAAGCAGUCGCUGUGACCUUUGCUGAGAGGCUGAUGGGGAACUUCUCGACAGUGGUGCCGGUGUUUGUGGCGCUUUCCUGCUACGGAUCCAUGAAUGGCGGCCUCUUUGCCCUAUCAAGAAUGUUCUUCGUGGCAUCGCGUGAAGGACAGCUCCCUGAAGUUUUGUCUAUGAUCCACGUGCACAGACACACUCCACUGGCUGCUGUCCUCAUACUGUACCCUAUGACCAUGCUCCAGCUGUUUGUGGGAGACAUCUACAGCCUGUUGAACUUCAUGAGCUUCCUGCGGUGGCUGUUCAUUGGUGUAGUGGUGCUGGGUUUGAUCUACCUCCGGUAUACAAAACCGGACCUCCCCCGCCCUUUUAAGGUCCCGCUCUUCAUCCCAGUGGUUUUCUGCCUCACGUGUUUCUUCAUGGUCUUCCUGUCUCUGUACUCGGACCCGGUCAACACAGGGAUUGGAUUUGCCAUUUCCCUCACCGGCAUCCCCGCCUACUAUAUUUUCAUUUACUUCAACCGCAGACCAAAGUGGCUUCAACAGGCUUUAGAUUCCUUCAACAGGACCUUGCAGAUCCUCCUUCAGGUCGUCCCUGCUGAGCAAUAACAGCACACAAACACAGUAUCACCCCUUUGGUCCCUUCAGAUCACACACUGUGCUGAAGAAAGUAAAACUGAAAGUUAUAAAUGUCUCUGCUGAAUGUGAGCUUAUAUGAUGUGUUUUUAUCAAAGGAUACACUGUCUGUACCAAGUGAAAAUAAUUUGGUAUCUACAUGUCAUUGUUUCUGUGAACAUGUGAUUAUUUAUGUAAAAGUAAAUGUCCACUCAACAACCCACACUAACUUUGUCUGUACAGAGCAAGUCACUGCACAUGAUCUUGUCUUGACUAAUGUGAUUAUAUUAUAUAGUAUCUGAUUCUUUUGAUUGGUGCCACCUUAUCACUGUUUCCUGACGUAACCACUAACUGUAAUGUGUUAUUUAUGUAAACUUAGGUCAUUUUUUGGGGCAUUUAAAUAUCAAACAUUGUAAAACGAGCAUACAUUGUGAUCAAUAAACAAUGACAACGUUAGGGCGAAGCCAAAUGAGUUUUUCUAAAAUAAAAAAGCUUUUCUAUAGGACACAUAGAUUUUCAGUUCCCUCAGUCAUGAUAACGUUGUGGACACAGAUGAAACUCUGGGCGAGGAAUUUAUGAUGCCUGUGUAAGAGGAAAAUACAAAUGAUUAUGUCUGUAUCAAUUAAAGGGCUGCAAAA
Molecule: messenger RNA, 2526 nt
Organism: Micropterus salmoides (largemouth bass)
Lineage: Eukaryota; Metazoa; Chordata; Actinopteri; Centrarchiformes; Centrarchidae
Gene: slc7a11
Product: solute carrier family 7 member 11
Exons: 12
Coding region: 371-1882 (503 amino acids)
Biological process (GO): amino acid transmembrane transport
Cellular component (GO): membrane
Molecular function (GO): L-amino acid transmembrane transporter activity
Source: RefSeq, a predicted model, not a curated record